AGCCACCUUGGCUCAAGCAGCCUUCAAGUUCAGGGCCCGCUUCGGGGGAAGCGUCUCUCGCGCAGCUGCUCUCGGCCACGGGGCACGAGACCGCCGUCAGGAUGGCGGCGACACAGGACUGGGUGGCGAAGACCCUGAAGGCCCACAACGACCUCCGCGCGAGGCACGGCGCACCGCCGCUGCAGUGGAGCGACGAAUGCUUUCGGGCCGCCCAGGUGCAGGCGAGCGCCUGUCAGUCCCGCGGCGCCCUCUUCCACGGCAGCCAGCAGGGGCGCAGCGGCCGCCACGGCCAGAAUGCCUUCUUCGGCAGCAUGCCGGGCGCGGACGCCUCCGACGUGGUGCAGAUGUGGUACGACGAGGUUGCAAAGUACAACUUCGGUCGCCCGGGGUUCGCACCAGGCACGGGGCACUUCACGCAGGUGGUCUGGGCCGGCUCCACCCACGUAGGCAUGGCGAGGUCCGCCGACGGCCGGUAUGUGGUCGCCAACUACUUCCCGGCGGGCAACGUCACUAGCCCCGGUUGCUUCCAGCAAAACGUGAUGCCAGCGGGCACCAAGGCCGCCGCCAAGCCUGCUGGCGGUGCCUCUCCGGCCGUGUCUCCGAGCGGCGCCUCGCCCGGCAAGGCCUCGCCCGGCAAGGCCUCGCCCGAGCGCUCAGGGUUGGGUUGGCUGGGGCGGCUCGGCAGGCCGUUCCGCCGCAACGAGAGACCCGCGCCGUCCUCCCCUGGCGGCGGCGGCAGGGUGCUCUUGGGCGCAGGUGGCGCACAGGCCGGGAGGAUCUUGCACGGGACAGUGAAGGCUUCCGGAUGGACGCCGGAGGUGCUGGCAGCUUUGGAGGGCGUGCCUUCGCCAGAGGCGCGCAACACGGUGCAGAGGGGUUUGGCCGAGGGCGCUGCGGUGACCAUCGAGCGGCAGGCCCAGAGCAUCGCCGUGACCACGGAGAAGGCCGGCAUGACCAGGCGGUGGAACAUGAGGUGGGGAUAGGCGCGGCACGGCUCCGAGGACAGCCGGGGAGCGACAGGUCGCGAAAGCAGCCUCGGGUGUUUUCUUUGUCUGUGUCCAAGCACCGACCAGUCAGUGCUCUUUCCACGGCCCGCCUCUCCACCCAGAUCCUGCACCAGGCCGUCUAAGCCAGGGCUUCGGCCCGCAACUGCCGUUUCAAAUUCUUGAUCUGGGUUGGCCUCGUUACAGUUCAUGGCCGAGCCCAUCGCUUCUGCCUCCAUCAGCCCCGCUCCCACCCCUCGCACCGCGGAUAGACGAUGGACUUUAGACGACGUAAUGAGUAGUAUCUUUACUGGCCAGCAUGCACCCCACCGCGGUGCGCCAGCAACGCUCACUGGCACCACAAUUCUGCAAUCCUCUGCAUAAGUCAGGGAUGCACAGCUUCCGGAAUUUGGAACGCGACGCAGCGAAGAUUGGGUUGUCUGAUGUUGAGCCAUCUUUUGCUUCAGCUGACGCCGCCUGAAACAAGCAAGAACGGAGGAACAAAUAUGCCCC
Molecule: messenger RNA, 1496 nt
Organism: Prorocentrum cordatum
Lineage: Eukaryota; Dinophyceae; Prorocentrales; Prorocentraceae
Source: the annotation of a GenBank genome assembly